CUCUCCCAAUCUCUCAAUCUAUGCUUAUAGUAGAUCUCUGCUACCGUGCACAGAGAGAACAUGCGGCAGUUGUGACGUCACUUUAAGUCUCAGACAUGCCCUUGUGCAUUCUGGGGAACAUUUAGAUGAGGUCUCACACUGUGUCUCCUUUAUGAGCAGACUAGCGGCACUUUUUAAGGAUUAGUUUUGGGUGCAUAGCUUAGCCUUGUAAGUUGAUCUAGACAAAGGCUUUUCACCGAGCCGAGAUUGAGUGGGCGGAUGAUGGAUGCACACAGCUGUCGCUACUGCUCCUCUGGGGUCAUCAGGAGCCUGAAUCAUCUCACUUGUCUUCACUUGGUGAGGUCUGUACGUGAUCCUGGGCCAUGAAGACACCUUCCAUAUUGUCACGUCUCCAGUGAGGUCUGCAGUCGGAGUGUCAGGCCAGCCUGGGCUGCAGUGGCUUCUAUGGGAGACUAAUGGACAGAAAAGGAACAGACCUGCUUAUUAUAGAGCUGUUAAGGCAUAUAAACCAAAAAUACUUCCUUUUAACAACCGUUUUAAAAGGGCCCUAAUUUCAUGCAUCUGGGAGCGAUUCUGCUGUACAUAUUGUCUAAAUCCACUGCUGUAGUUAAUUGUCUUUAUUUGUUUUGUGCCAUUAAUUACUGGCUACAGUUCACAUUUCAUUGAGCACAUAAAUUAAAUGAAUGUUGUUUUAGUCACGCUUCAUAAAUGCGCGUGUGUGUGAACGUGUACAUGUGUGUAUUUCUGCAUGUGUGUUAUGUGUGUGUGCUUGCCCAUGUGUGUGCAUGUGGGUUGUGCAUAUGUGUUGUGUGUGCAUGUGUGUGUGCGUGUGUGCAUGUGUGUUGUGUGUGUGCAUGUGUGUGUGUGUGUGUGCAUGUGUGUGUGUGUGCAUGUGUGUGUGUUUGUGCAUGUGUGUUGUGUGCCCGUGUGUGUGUUUGUGCAUGUGUGUUGUGUGCUCGUGUGUGUGUUUGUGGAUGUGUGUUGUGUGUGCGCAUGUGUGUGUGUUUGUGCAUGUGUGUUGUGUGCUCGUGUGUGUGUUUGUGCAUGUGUGUUUGUGCAUGUGUGUUGUGUGCUCAUGUGUGUGUGUGUGUGUGCAUUGUGUAUGUGCAUGUGUGUUGUGUUUAUGCAUGUGUGUUGUGUGCUUGUGUGCUCGUGUGUGUGUGUGUGUGUGCAUGUGUGUGUGCGUGAGCUGGGAUGAAGGCAGGCGGGGGGAACAGCCCCACCUCAUAGCGUUUAGAAGGUUGGCUGAUUCCAUGGAUGCUUUUAAUGGAGAAGAGCUGAAUGUGAAGCUGUCACAUGCUCCUGAUUUGGGUCAUUCGCUUUGUUCUAGGAGUGGAAAAAAAAUGUUGAUUUUAUGAUUAAUGAUAAAAAACCAUCCUGGUUUUGCCAAAUCAAUAUCAAUUCACCAAAUCCCAAGAUUAUUUAGUUAAUUUAUGCCUUUUCCCUAUGACUUAUGGAAGUAUUUGCUCUGAAUUUUACUUGUAUUGGUCCUCCUGUCAUAUAAGUGCCACUUCAUUCUAUCUCAUCUAUCAGAGGGUUGUAAUAGUAUUGCACAAUCGCCUGGCGCCGCCAUCUUGGUGCACUGUCAGGCAUGCUAACAGAGUACUCCAGCGUGUGCCCAGCUCGUGUUCGUCUGAGUGCCUGAUUUUUUUUAAGCGAAGUGUGAUGUCCUUCUUUCCCCCCUGUGAAGACAACGCUGAAUGGAGCACCUGGUUCAACGUAGACCAUCCCGGCGGCCGAGGUGACUACGAGCAACUGGACGCCAUCCGCUACUACUAUCGCGACCGGGUCUGUGAACGCCCCGUGGCCAUCGAGGCCCGCACUACCGACUGGGUCCCUGCCAGCAGUACUGGGGAGACAGUCCACACCGACCCAGUGCUGGGUUUCUGGUGCACCAACUCCGAGCAGCCGACUGGGCACAACUGCUCUAACUAUGCCGUCCGCUUUCUGUGCCCUCGGGGAGGGUUUGUACCUGUCGGCCUCAGCUCCUGGGGCCCUUGGUCAGACUGGAGUGACUGUUCAGCCCAGUGUGGCCAGGCAGGCGUACAGGUGCGCUCCAGGAGCUGCAAUUCUCACUCCCAACACUGGGAGCAGCAGUGCAAUGGGCCUGCAGUGGAAGGCAGAGCCUGUAAAGGACCAGCAUGUCCAGACGAUGUUCCAGCCUGCACCAUGCAGUGCAUCAUGGGACGUGUGAAUGCAGAAUGCGAUGCCUGCAUGUGUGAGGACCACCUCCUACUGGGCUCAGUCCGCAGUGCUGGCGGGCUCCCCGCUCCAGGGGCUGCCAUCCUAAGGGGGGGGCGGUACCCCAAGCUGCUUACCGUCACUGACCACAACGGGCACUUCCGCAUCCCUGGCGUGUGCCCAGAUGGUAACGGCACUCUGACGGUGCGCCUACAGAAGCACUCGCCGCUCACCGCUGUGGUGCCGCACAGCACAGAGCGCACGUCCGUGCUGCACGUCAGGCUGGAGCGAGCAGAGAAGCUGUACAUGGUGAAGCACCCAGAGCACAAAGCCCGCCGUCUGGGCCAGACGGCCGCAUUCUGCUGCAAGGUGUCCGGCUCUCUGGAGGUGCAGCGUUACCAGUGGUUCCACAACGGCAGCUUGUUGGACCAGAGGCAGCUGAAUUACGACAGCACCCUGGUACUAAGAAACCUGCAGAUGGACCAGGCCGGGGAGUACUACUGCAGAGCGAGCAAUGAGGGGGGGGGCAUCAAGUCCAAGGCAGCCACGCUUACCGUCAUAGGUACUGACGCACCCCCAUGUCACCCCAAACCCAAGUCCCACUUGAUCCGUCUGCCCCACGACUGCUACCAAAAUGCGAGCGAUUCUUUUUACUAUGACGUGGGGAAGUGUCCAGAGGCCACGUGUGUGGGGAAGCGGGACAAUGGCAUCCGUUGUAAGGACUCGGUACCGUACUGCUGUGGGAUCGCUAAGAUGGAAGAGAAGCAGAUAUCCUGCCAGGGGUACCAGCUGCCCAUCAUGGUGGCCAAGGAGUGCGGCUGCCGCAAGUGUGUGGACACCAAGGCCAUGGUGCGUGGCAGGGCAGUGGCGGCAGACAAUGGGGAGCCACUGAGGUUUGGACACAUCUUCAUGAACGGUGUCAGAGUCAGUCGCACGGGCUACAAGGGUACCUUCUCCAUCCCGGUCCCUCCAGACACUCAGAGGCUCGUGCUGACCUUUGUGGAUCACAUGCAGAAGUUUGUGAACACCACCAAGGUUCUGCCCUUCAACCAGAAAGGUGGGGCUGUGUACCAUGAGGUCAAGUUGCUGAGGAAGAAGGAGCCAGUGACUCUGAGUACGUCGAAGACCAGCACACUUCAGCUGGGAGAGGUGGAGGGUCAGGACCCCAUUGCAUACCUCCAAAUCCCACCCAAUUCUUUCUACCGAGAAAAUGGAGAGGUCUACACAGGCAAUGUGAAAGCCAGUGUCACAUUCCUGGACCCAAGAGAUAUCUCAACGGCAACUGCUGCACAGAGUGACCUCAACUUCAUUGAUGAAGAAGGCGAUAUGCUUCCUCUGAGAACCUAUGGGAUGUUUUCGCUGGACUUCCGCGAUGAGAAUGAGGAUAACCCUCUGAAUGCAGGUGAGGUGAAAGUGCUCCUGGACUCGGCCCAGGUGAAGAUACCCGAACACCGGCACUCUAUGAAGCUUUGGUCUCUGAAUCCUGAAACGAGCCUGUGGGAGGAGGAGGGGGACCUUCACAUUGAGAAGAAGCAGAGGGGAAAACGAGAAGAGCGGACUUUCCUCAUCGGUAACAUGGAGAUCAGGGAGAGGAGGCUGUUCAACCUUGAUGUUGCAGAAAACAGGAGGUGUUACAUGAAGGUACGAGCUUUCCGCAGUGAACGCUUCAUGCCCAGUGAGCAGGUAGAGGGUGUGGUGGUGACCCUAAUCAAUAUGGAGCCCACAGCAGGAUAUUCAUCCAACCCACGGGCCUGGGGCCGAUUUGACAGCGUCAUUACAGGGGCCAAUGGUGCAUGUCUGCCAGCUUUCUGUGACGAUCAGAAGGCGGACGCUUACUCCGCCUAUGUCUUGGCUAACAUGGGUGGGGAGGAGCUAGAGGCAGUCGCAUCCUCUCCUAAAUUCAACCCAAAUACCAUUGGAGUCCCCCAACCUUAUCUUGGCAAGCUCAACUACAAGAGAACAGACCAUGAUGACCCAAGGGUGAAGAAGACGGCGUUUAGUAUCAAUGUGGCCAAGCCAAGUCCCAAUGUGGCUGAUGAGGGCAAUGGGCCAAUUUAUGCCUUCGACAACUUGAAAGAGUGUGAAGAAGCCCCCUUCAGCUCGGGACACUUCCGCUUCUACAGGGUGGAGGGGGAUCGGUACGACUACAACACGGUGCCUUUCAACGAGGACGAUCCCAUGAGCUGGACAGAGGAUUACCUCAGCUGGUGGCCUAAGCCAAUGGAGUACCGUGCCUGCUACAUCAAGGUCAAGAUAAACGGUCCCCAUGAGAUCAAUGUGCGCUCACGUAACAUGGGUGGCACCCACCCUCGCACCGUGGGCCAACUGUAUGGCAUCCGAGAUACACGCAGCAUCCGGGACAUGGACAAAACUACCGUUUCCGCCGUGUGCGUGGAGUUCAAGUGCAGCGGGAUGCUGUAUGACCAGGACCGUGUGGACCGGACCCUGGUGAAGAUCAUGGCCCAAGGUAGCUGCAAACGUGACAGCGUAACACCCAUGCUACAAGAGUACCUGGUCAACCACCUGCCGCUGGCUGUAAACAAUGACACCAGUGAGUUCACCAUGCUGGCGCCCCUAGACCCCCUGGGCCACAACUAUGGCAUCUACACCGUGACGGAUCAGGACCCGCGCACGGCCAAGGAGAUUGCGCUCGGCCGCUGCUUCGACGGGACCUCGGAUGGCGCCUCCCGAGUCAUGAAAACUGACGAAGGCGUCGCUCUCACUUUCACCUGCACCGACAAGGAAGUAACCCGACAGAGUGUCUUCCAGGCUCUCCAGAACGUUCCAGGGCCAUCAGUGGUGAGCGCCGCAGGGGAGGGCCGGCCGAACAGGAGGCAGAGGGGCAGUACGGGCGCACUGCGUAGCAGCCGCCGACGUAGUGUCCAGAACUCGCCCGCCAGACGGGGUAGGCCUGCCCGCUGAGUUCUGCAGGGCGGGCAGCAGCUCGUCACACCACGGGCACAAUGAACACCCCUAGGAAAACCUGCUGCCAGGUUUGUUGUGCGCAUUUUAAGAGUUCCUCGUGGGGUGUUUUUUUCCCUGUUUAAUAUGUAACUGUUAGAUAUUUAAUAGCAGGUAUACUGUGAUAAAUAUGUACUACUUGAAACUGUAAAUAAUGGGAUAUUUAUUACACUGAGCAGGAAUCGAGUGUUUGUAUUCUGGACAAAUCCCUACUAAAAUGACACGUUUACAUAAUUA
Messenger RNA from Brienomyrus brachyistius, 5379 nucleotides. Its product is annotated as cartilage intermediate layer protein, nucleotide pyrophosphohydrolase. The transcript has 6 exons. NCBI's taxonomy places the organism in Eukaryota, Metazoa, Chordata, Actinopteri, Osteoglossiformes, Mormyridae. The record is from RefSeq and is a predicted model, not a curated record. Bases 1447 to 5103 code for a protein of 1218 amino acids.